ACGUGUUUGUCACUCUCUCGUCACGGCGGGCUAUAGACCUGGAUCUUGUCCUGGGGCUGCAUAUACAUUGGUGCUUUCUUGUCCAGCUAAUGUUGGACUUAUUUGCUCAUAUGGUCAUAUGAUAAAGAUGUUAUCAAACCGAACUCAAUCUAAACUUGCACCCUAUAUUAAAAGACAGAUUUGCAAGAAAUGUCAUCUUAUCUUACGACCUGGUAUAACAUCUCGAGUAAAACUAAAAAAUAAUGGUUCAAAGCAUAUUCUUGUGACCUGUAAUCUAUGUGGAACGAAGAAAAGGUUCCUUAGCAAUCCAGAUUAUCAACUUUUUUAUGAAAAAAUUAAAUCAAAGAAUUGAUCAUAUAUCUCUAUAAAUAAAAUAACAUUUUAUAAGGCUG
Molecule: messenger RNA, 392 nt
Organism: Stegodyphus dumicola
Lineage: Eukaryota; Metazoa; Arthropoda; Arachnida; Araneae; Eresidae
Gene: Rpp21
Product: ribonuclease P protein subunit Rpp21
Biological process (GO): tRNA processing
Cellular component (GO): nucleolar ribonuclease P complex
Source: RefSeq, a predicted model, not a curated record